AUGAGAACUUUUUCACCCAAGUUGCUGCUUCUUCUUUUACUUGUUUUAAGACAUCAUGCUGAAUCUGGCUCUAUCGUCAAGUUUCUUCCCGGUUUUGAAGGCCCUCUUCCUUUCGAACUUGAAACCGGGUACAUCGGUAUUGCUAAAUAUUGGGCCAAUGACGAGAGGGUACGUGAAGCUCUUCAAAUAAGAAAGGGAAGUAUAGGAAAAUGGAUACGAUGUAAUUCGAAUAUACAUUACGAUGACGACAUUAUUAGCAGCAUACCAUAUCAUAUGAAUAACAGCAUCAACGGAUACCGAUCUCUUAUUUACAGUGGUGAUCACGAUAUGGAGGUACCUUUCCUUGCAACUGAAGCUUGGAUAAGAUCUCUUAAUUAUCCUAUUAUUGAUGAUUGGAGGCCUUGGAUAAUAAACAAUCAGAUUGCUGGAUACACGAUGACCUAUGCCAAUAAGAUGACAUAUGCUACUAUCAAGGGAGGUGGACACACUGCAGAGUAUAAACCAGCGGAGAGCUUUAUCAUGUUCCAACGAUGGAUCAGUGGCCAGCCUCUGUAAUAAUAAGAGAUGAUGAUGCCCUAUGCCAAUGAAAAAGAAAUAUUU
This is a messenger RNA of Arabidopsis thaliana (thale cress), 600 nucleotides long. RefSeq names its product alpha/beta-Hydrolases superfamily protein. Bases 1 to 555 code for a protein of 184 amino acids. Gene Ontology annotation, molecular function: serine-type carboxypeptidase activity. NCBI's taxonomy places the organism in Eukaryota, Viridiplantae, Streptophyta, Magnoliopsida, Brassicales, Brassicaceae. The transcript is spliced from 7 exons. Gene Ontology annotation, biological process: proteolysis. Gene Ontology annotation, cellular component: extracellular region. The record is from RefSeq and is marked reviewed.